Molecule: messenger RNA, 1017 nt
Organism: Cyclocybe aegerita
Lineage: Eukaryota; Fungi; Basidiomycota; Agaricomycetes; Agaricales; Hemipholiotaceae
Source: the annotation of a GenBank genome assembly
AUGGCAGAGGUUGGUGGUGCAGCCAUUAGCGCUGUGGCCAACCUCGCUGCCUCAACCUUCACCCAUCUUGUCAGGCUUUCUUCUCGACAUGAUCAUUCCUACAACAAGCAAGCUGCGGAGACGGACAGAUUGUCUCGGAGUUUGGAAGACUUGCACAGGAAGGGAGAGGUAGACGAGGAGCAGUAUGACCAGUAUAGGAAGAUUAAGCAGACAGACGUAAGCCCGCGGAGGCUCUCGACAAAAUUCCAGACGAAGACUUUAGUUCGAAAGGCGAAAGGAAAGAUGCGAGAGGCAAAUCACACUCUCCGGGAGCAUUAUCAGGGCUCCGCGUCGGGGGGCUCUGAAGUGCCGUCGAUCGCUGCAGAUUCUGGCUCACCACCUGGUUCGGCCCUUGAGAGUGAGAGGAUAAGAGACUGGGCAACGGAUGUUGAGCAGAACGAAAAUGCAGCCGAUGAACGUAGCCAGCACCAAGAUCCCUGCCCUUCCGAACACAUAGAAUCGCCUUCCACAACAUCUCUUAUCGACACUUCCUUCCUUAGCUCCUCAGCACCCGCACUAUUCAUGCACGAUCCAGACACUACAGAGGAGGACCAGAAGGUGUAUGCUCACCGGAAUAGCGGGUCAAUAAGUCGCCGCCAGGGUGCGCGGCGUGCCGAUGAGAUUACGAACCUGGAGAAGAAGAACAGUUACCUGAAGCGUCAGGCGCGGCGCGGGACAAUCCUUGAAAUUGCACGGCUAAUAUUCCCCGCCUCUCCAUCCGAGCCACAGCUCCACAUCCAGCAACAGGCACCAACGACCCGCAACGCAGCCGCUUCCCAUGAACCGAAUCCGAAUCCGAAUCUCAGCGCCGUUCAGGCCUUCAAUAACCCGACACCGAAGUCGACACCCCAGUCCAAAUUCACCGUUCGAACAAAGCUCAAGUUCAGUUCGAGAUUGUACAACCUCAGACCCAAGCCAACGCCGAAGGGAAAGCCUGCUACUCGACAACGCCCACACCGAACCCAGUGUCGGACCUAG